AAUGAAUUAGAAGAACUAUUAACUACAAUCAACGAAGACACAGCAACAAGCCUUGCGAAGGAAGAACUUCUCAACAACAACGUACGAGAUCUUUUUACUGAGGUGAGUGUAUAAAAACAAAGGCGCAGACUAGCUUUCUUUUCAGUGGUGUUACAAAGCUGGGAAUAAAGUGCCUUAAUUGUUUUCUUAUAUACUACAGGAAGCCAUUCUCUCAAUGAAUGAUCAAACUAAAGAAGUAGCUCUUCAAAAUAUGAUCAUGAAAAAGGUAUAACGUUUGUACGUACAGUUAUUGGACAGGUGUACAUUUUGAAGGCUUACAUUUCGCUAUUGCAAACCCCUAUAAUAAGCGGACACUCCUUUUAAGCAUGACACGUUGGCUUAAGAGGGAUUCGACUUGCAGCAAAAUCUUCUAUAACAAUUAGAUUGAUAUAAAAUCGAAGACAGUACUGUAGUCUUGAAUUAACUUAAGUACUAUACAAGUCAGUUUUAUCAGUUAAAUUAGGCAAUGUAAAAUUUCAUAGUUAUUGCGUUAUCGCAUUAUAAAAUUGGUUAAUUUUCUGUAAAUUCUAGGAAAUUGAGAUUCACAAAGACGAAGUAAAACAGUUGAAAAGUGAUAUCUCGCAGCUUCAAGCUAAAAUCCUGUAAGUAAUUUUAAUAUGUAUAUAUAUACACUUUGGAGGUGAGCUCCAAAAUGUGACAUCAAAUUUCAGUGAGAGAUGGUAUCCAGGCACUUAUUAACAAUUAUUGAAUGAGGUUGAGCACGAUAUGAAGAAUUAUCAAGCCCGAAGUUUGCCGUUAUCAACCGAAGCCGUAGGCUGAGUUUGAUAACGGCCAACUGAGGGCUUGAUAAUUCUUCAUACUGUAUUAUGCGAAAACCGAAUAAUAAUUCAAUAUAUUGGUUCCUAUACAAUAUAUACACACACACAGUACAAUGCAACGUUCUUCAAAAACGAGGAAAAGGUUCCGACAGCCGAACAAUUGCAAUAUUGUUUCUCUUUCAGUUCAAUUUCAGAAGAAAAACAAGAUGAUAGUCAUCAUUCGCUACCAGCUAUUUCAUGUGGCUUGGCCGCGAGGUAA
Messenger RNA from Paramuricea clavata, 1077 nucleotides. The record is from the annotation of a GenBank genome assembly. NCBI's taxonomy places the organism in Eukaryota, Metazoa, Cnidaria, Anthozoa, Malacalcyonacea, Plexauridae.